AUGGCACAGAAUGGAGAACCUGUAAUGCGAAGUUACAACAGGAAGUUGGUCAUUAUUGGCGAUGGUGCUUGCGGCAAGACUUCACUCUUGAGCGUGUUUACGCUGGGUUACUUUCCCACUCGAUAUGUGCCAACAGUCUUCGAAAAUUACGUCACGGACUGUCGAGUCGAUGGAAAAUCAGUGCAAUUAGCGCUAUGGGACACAGCAGGCCAGGAAGAUUAUGAGCGUCUACGACCACUCGCAUACUCCAAGGCCCACGUGAUCCUGAUCGGCUUCUCUGUAGACUCUCCUGACUCUUUGGAGAACGUCAAACACAAAUGGGCGGAAGAGGCACGCGAAAGAUGCCCUGGCGUGCCUAUCAUCCUAGUUGGGUUGAAGAAAGAUCUUCGCGACGACCCACUUGCACAAGAAGAGAUGCGCAAGAAGAGCUUGAAGUUCACGACCUCGAAAGCUGGAAGCGAUAUGAAAGAAAUGAUUGGAGCACGCAAAUACCUCGAAUGCUCCUCGUUGACGGGCGAUGGUGUCGACGACGUUUUUGAAGCCGCUACACGCGCUGCCCUCUUGUCCCAAGACAAGAAGGAGGGCAAUGGCUGCUGCACCAUUCUGUGA
Messenger RNA from Aaosphaeria arxii CBS 175.79, 609 nucleotides. RefSeq lists its product as uncharacterized. Lineage: Eukaryota; Fungi; Ascomycota; Dothideomycetes; Pleosporales. Gene Ontology annotation, biological process: small GTPase-mediated signal transduction. The transcript is spliced from 3 exons. The record is from RefSeq and is a predicted model, not a curated record. Bases 1 to 609 code for a protein of 202 amino acids. Gene Ontology annotation, molecular function: GTP binding; GTPase activity.